AUGCCAUGUCGCUAUUCUAGCUUCUCUCCUCACAGCUCCUCACUUCACAAACAAACCUUCAACCAACAAGCUCACGCUUCAAACAACCAACUACUCAAAAUGAAGGCCUCCGCUGUUCUCUCCCUCGUUGCCCUUGCUGGCCUCACCAUCGCCGCUCCUGCUGUUGGCAAUGACAAUGUCCAUGGUGGUGGUAGCGGGGGCAUUCACAGGCGUGGUGAUGGCUGGGGAGAGAAGCCCGAAGCCGUUGCCGUCGAGGAAAUCGGAGUCCCCGUUGCUGUUAAGAAGCCCCAGGAGCACUGGCACAAGCCCCAGCCUGUCCCUGUCAAGUCCGACGAGUACUCCAAGGAGGCUGGCAAGAAGUGGGGCAAGGAGGGCGGUUCCGCUGGUGAGGAACACUACAAGAGCGUCCAGGACAACGAGUCCGCAUCCUUCAGCAAGAGCUUCGGCGAGACUACCGAUGACAAGAAGGGCAAGAACUGGGGUAAGGAGGGUGGUGAGGAGAAGGAGAAGGAGAAGGGCAAGUCUCAGCAGUAA
Messenger RNA from Aspergillus luchuensis, 534 nucleotides. RefSeq lists its product as uncharacterized. Lineage: Eukaryota; Fungi; Ascomycota; Eurotiomycetes; Eurotiales; Aspergillaceae. Bases 1 to 534 code for a protein of 177 amino acids. The record is from RefSeq and is a predicted model, not a curated record. The transcript is spliced from 3 exons.